GUUUGCACUUUGCACUUUGCCCUAGGUCUUUCGCUUUCUUCUUAAUACGCCAUGGCCAAAUAAACUCUUAAUUUCUUGUUCCUGCGCUCGCCAACUCCUUUCGCCAUUGUUGGAGCUUAAAGUCUUCAGCCCAAGCACCCGAUUUUCCCUAUCGGUUGCCUAAGAGAUGAGGGAAUGCUACCGGUUUGUCUUGCUAGCGGUGGUGCUUACAUGGUCUGUGAGAGGCUUAAAUGCUAGUGCAGGUGAUAUUGACCCGCAUUACAGGACUUGUGUUAAACAAUGUGAAGAAAUAGGAUGCAUUGAUGAGCAGUGCUUUCCUCAGUGCAAAUUCUCUCGAGAUGGUGUUUCCGUUGACCAGCCAUGGUAUAUGCAAGAACCACUUUACUUAAGGUGGAAACAAUGGGACUGCCAAAGUGAUUGUCGUUACUAUUGUAUGGUCAAACGAGAGGGUGAAAGAGAAGCACUUGGUUAUCAGCCUGUUAAAUAUCAUGGUAAAUGGCCCUUCAAGCGUAUAUAUGGGAUCCAGGAACCUGUUUCUGUAGUAUUCUCUGCCCUCAACCUUUCGAUGCAUUUCCAUGGCUGGCUAUCCUUCUUUAUCCUUCUCUAUUACAAGUUACCUCUGAGACAAGACAAGAAGGCAUAUUACGAAUAUGCCAGUUUGUGGCACAUUUAUGCACUCCUUUCAAUGAACGCUUGGUUUUGGAGUGCUGUUUUCCAUAGUCGUGAUGUGGAUCUGACAGAGAAAUUAGAUUACUCAUCUGCUGUGGCACUGCUUGGAUUUUCACUCAUUUUGGCAAUACUAAGAAGUUUUAAUGUGAGGCAUGAGGCUACCAGAGUGAUGGUUGCUGCUCCUUUGCUUGCUUUUGCACUUACGCAUAUCUUAUACAUCAACUUCUAUGAACUUGAUUAUGGGUGGAACAUGAUUGUUUGUGCAAGUAUCGGCGUCUCCCAACUUGUCAUUUGGGCAAUCUGGGGCGGUAUCAGUGGUCAUCCUUCUCGCUGGAAAUUGUGGACGGUGGUUGUGGGCGGUGGCUUAGCACUACUACUGGAAAUCUAUGAUUUCCCUCCAUAUGAAGGCUUUGUGGAUGCUCAUGCGCUCUGGCACGCUUCUACCAUUCCUCUCACCUAUCUUUUGUGGAGUUUUGUGAGGGAUGAUGCUGAGUUCCAGACCUCCAAUCUUCUUAAGAAGUCUAAAUAGUCUGUUUCCAUUUGGGGUGUCUGUGGAGAUUGCAAAUUUUCCCCCCAUUCAAUUAAAACUGGAAAGGAAAAUUAGGCAUUGCUGUAUAACAAAUAUUCCAUUUAUUGGAGGAAUGAGAGGUCAGAACACCUCUUUUUUUUUCACUCUUUCUUCCUCCAAGUUAUUUUAGUGAGAGCCUUAAUUGUAGCAGAGUUUGGUUCGGAAACUUUUAACUUUUUUUUUUCCUUUUUAAGAUUCACCUCCAGUUGGUUUAAGCUUUGAUGGUGCUGGUGAUGUAGAGCUAUCAGGAUUUUGUAGAUUUAAUAUGUUAAUGACUGUUUUUAACCGAUUGA
Molecule: messenger RNA, 1530 nt
Organism: Momordica charantia (bitter melon)
Lineage: Eukaryota; Viridiplantae; Streptophyta; Magnoliopsida; Cucurbitales; Cucurbitaceae
Product: Per1-like family protein
Biological process (GO): GPI anchor biosynthetic process
Cellular component (GO): endoplasmic reticulum membrane
Molecular function (GO): hydrolase activity, acting on ester bonds
Source: RefSeq, a predicted model, not a curated record